AUGCAAAAUUAAGAACUAAUGAAGAAUGCUUAUUUAAAAUGUUUGUUUUAAGAAUAAGUUUCUAAAUUUAAGCAUGUUGGAAAAAUAUCAUAUAAAUACUUUUUAAUAGAAAUAUUAAUUUAAGAUUUGAAUAUUCAAUACCAAAAUCAAUCUCAACCUUUCUGGCCUACAAAAAUGGUUGUUUCUGCUCAAUGA
Molecule: messenger RNA, 195 nt
Organism: Paramecium primaurelia
Lineage: Eukaryota; Ciliophora; Oligohymenophorea; Peniculida; Parameciidae
Source: the annotation of a GenBank genome assembly